Messenger RNA from Periophthalmus magnuspinnatus, 1651 nucleotides. RefSeq names its product telomeric repeat binding factor a (gene terf2). The coding region runs from base 11 to 1651 and encodes 546 amino acids. Gene Ontology annotation, cellular component: chromosome, telomeric region; nucleus; shelterin complex. The transcript is spliced from 12 exons. Gene Ontology annotation, molecular function: G-rich strand telomeric DNA binding; telomerase activity; protein homodimerization activity. Gene Ontology annotation, biological process: telomeric D-loop disassembly; protein localization to chromosome, telomeric region; negative regulation of telomeric D-loop disassembly. Lineage: Eukaryota; Metazoa; Chordata; Actinopteri; Gobiiformes; Gobiidae. The record is from RefSeq and is a predicted model, not a curated record.
CUUCUUCAUCAUGGCGUCUGAGGAGGAUGUAAAUAUUCAGGCAGAAUCUGUUGUAAAUCGCUGGUUUGUUGAUCAUCUUCUAUUUUUGGCCAUCGAUUUACUUGAGAAGAAACAAUUCAAUGACUUUUUUUGUGCUAUUCGAAAAGGUCUUGACUAUGUUUUGUGUCGUCCUUUGGAGUCCACUGAAACUACACCAACAAAGAUCAGAGUUCUGCAGUUUCUCAUCUGGAUAAACGAAGGGGAACGUCUUGACUUGGCCUCUAAAGAAGACCCCACCCUCAGUCCUCUAGAAUCAGCAUUUAAUAUAUUACAAAGUAUGAAACAGGACUGUCCUCAGGAGGAUUAUGUGAGGGUGUGCUCCUCACUUAAGGAGAUGAUUGUAAGGAUAUUUAUCAUCAAUGGAGAGUUUGACAGAGCGAAGAAGGCUCUGAACAAGCACUUCCCCAAGUCUAUGGUUGGCAAGAAAGCUAUAUUUAUGGGUCUAAUUAACCAGAAGAGCAGAGUCCAUGAUAUUAUAGACCAAGUGGACUUUCAACAGUUUAGAGACGAGAUGCUGGGCUUCUGUGUGAAACUUUGUCAAACUACAACUCCAUUUCUAAUCAAGGCAGCAAACCGUCUUAUUGUAUCAAGACAUACUGAGGCAGACUACAGUCAUGAGCCUGAGCAGCAGGAGGAGCCAGAGCAGCACUGUAAACCUGUCUUUCUGCUAAACUGCAAUCGUGUGUUUAUUUCAAAGUCCAGACUUCAAGCAGGGGUCAAAGCAUUGGCAGAUGAGACGAGUUUUGUCCUGUUGGAAAAAGCCAUGGAAGAGGAAGAAGCAUCUAAGUCGCAGGACAAAGCAGUUAAUGAAGAAAUUAAAGAUCAGCUGUCUUUAAGAAACUCUGGCAGCCCGUUGGAGGGUUCCCCAGCUGAUGAACCAGCACAAAUGAGUGACGUUCCACAACCACAGACAAGUUCACUUUCAAAUAUGAAGUCAGUACCAGUCUACACGCGGCAUUACACCAUUGCUCAGCUGGUGGUGGAUCCAGAUAGCCCGUUUGAAUCUCCAGAAUUGGACACUGGACUGACAACAGAAGAAAGAAAUAAUCUGACACCAGAAAUCUCUAAUGACAUGGACAUCUCACAAAGUCCUUUAAGUGUGUGUGAAGUGAGCAAACCUCUACGGAAACUAAAGAGUUGUUACAGAGCCAAGUCACCAGCUGGGGAGAAGGACAUUUCUGAUGCUGAGUCUAUCCAUAAUACUAGCAGAGAGACAGACAAUGAAGAUGCAAUAGUCUUGGAAGGUUUGGAUAGAUCCCCCAGUCCAGUUUUAAGAACUGUCCCACAAACAAGCUCUACUCCUCACAAAGUCAAAUCUUCUCCAUCCAACAGAUGGAAACAAGCAUUCAACAGUGCCAAGGAAUCUAAGGAAGUGUGGAGUGAUGAAGAUGUGGUUUUUGAUGAAGGGUCACCAAAUGAAAGCCUGAUAUCAAAUUCAAGUCAAAGGAAAAAGAAAUGGACAGACAGUGAGUCCCAGCGUCUGAAAGAAGGUGUUCAGAAAUUUGGAGAGGGAAACUGGAACAGGAUAAAGGCAUAUUACAACUUCAAAGAUCGAACAAAUGUCAAUUUGAAAGACAGAUGGAGAACAAUGAAGAAACUGAAAAUCGUCUAA